Messenger RNA from Ictalurus punctatus (channel catfish), 3375 nucleotides. It is a transcript of the gene mgat1b, whose product is annotated as alpha-1,3-mannosyl-glycoprotein 2-beta-N-acetylglucosaminyltransferase b. Gene Ontology annotation, biological process: protein N-linked glycosylation. Gene Ontology annotation, cellular component: Golgi apparatus. Lineage: Eukaryota; Metazoa; Chordata; Actinopteri; Siluriformes; Ictaluridae. The record is from RefSeq and is a predicted model, not a curated record. The transcript is spliced from 3 exons. The coding region runs from base 506 to 2113 and encodes 535 amino acids. Gene Ontology annotation, molecular function: alpha-1,3-mannosylglycoprotein 2-beta-N-acetylglucosaminyltransferase activity.
AGCCGGAAAGGCAGGCACUGCUAUACACAUAGCGGUAUCGAAUAGAAAUUAACCGUCGGUGACUGUCACCUUUGGAAGAAAACAAACAAACAAAACAAACACACACACACACACACAUAUGAACAACCGUGAAAUGGUCUUUUCAGACGCCAAAACAUUACUUACUUCCCUGGGAAGGUGGAAGUAAUGUGCGGAAAUGUCAUUUUCAUCCAGCUGGACGGCGUUUGCACAGAAUGCGUGAGGAGGAUAUAACCGGGAGGCACGGAUGGAGAAUGAUGAUGAUCAUCACCAGCACCAUCAUCACCACCAUCAUCACUAUCACCACCACCACCACGCUGGCGUUCAUCUGAAUACUGACCAUGUGUGGUGAAGGAGGAAUGGUGAAGAGUCUGCUGUGACAUUUAUCUGUUUCAUCUGGAUACUACAGAGAGAGAGAGAGAGAGAGAGAGAGAGAGAGAGAGAGAGAGAGAGAAGCUUCCCCUACCUGCUUGUCUGCAGCCCUGAAAUGAAUAAAGCGUUCUCCUCCCUUCGGUCGCUCCUUUGGUGCCACUGGGCCAUGGUUCGUAAGAAAGGCUCCCUUAUCUUAUGCGGAGCGGUUCUGUUCAUCGCCUGGAAUGCCUUGCUGCUUCUGUUUCUCUGGGGAAGGCCACCCAUCGGUCGACUCGGAGACGGAGGCGGAGCCGAACCGGGCGCAGGAGAGGAAUGGCAAGCUGGGAAAGGGAAGCGAGGUGGAGCCAGCGGGCUGGCGGGCGAAGUGAUCCGAUUGGCAGAAGAGGUGGAAUCGGAAUUGGAGACUCAAAAGAAACUCCUGAAACAGAUACAGAGCCACAGGUCAUUGUGGGAACAGAAUAAAAACCUGAGGAAAAAAGAGGCGGAGGACUCGAGGGACAAAAAAGAAGGAUUUAAAGAACCUCAGGAGUUGCCCCAGUUACCCACCUUAGUGGGAAAUGAAAUAAUUGUCAAAAACAAGCAGGUUCCUGUUGUCACAAACCCUCCGCCAGACGCGAAGCAGGACAAGGAGACGAACAAUGACAAACCGUUGGACAAAAAUAACGUGGACCUUACAGAUCCUAGUCCUCAAACUGUCAUCCCGAUCUUGGUCAUCGCUUGUGACAGGGUUACAGUGAAAAGAAGUUUGGACAAGCUGAUACAGUACCGGCCUUCAGUGGAGCUUUAUCCAAUCGUCGUGAGCCAGGACUGCGGUCACGGCGAUACGGCCCGGGUCAUCGGCUCCUAUGGCAGUCAGGUGACCCACAUCAGCCAACCAGAUCUCUCCAACAUUCCUGUGCGGCCCGAUCACAGGAAGUUCCAGGGUUACUAUAAGAUCUCCAGACACUACCGUUGGGCCCUGAACCAAGUGUUUAACACGUUCGGUUACUCCACUGUGGUCAUCGUAGAAGACGAUUUGGAGGUGGCGCCGGACUUUUUCGAGUAUUUCCGCGCUCUCCACCCGAUCCUGCUCUCCGACCCGACGCUGUGGUGCAUCUCAGCCUGGAACGACAACGGCCGUGACGGCCUGGUGGACCCGGGCAAGCCUGACCUCCUCUAUCGGACAGAUUUCUUCCCGGGUCUAGGAUGGAUGCUGUUGAAGGAGGUGUGGGCAGAGCUGGAGCCCAAGUGGCCCAAGGCAUUCUGGGACGACUGGAUGCGUCACCCAGAGCAAAGGAAAGAGCGUUCCUGCAUUCGCCCAGAGAUCUCCAGAACUAUGACUUUCGGCCGGAAAGGAGUCAGUCUGGGUCAAUUUUUCGAUCAGUAUCUGCGCUACAUUAAACUCAACGCUGAAUUUGUGCCUUUCACUAAACGGGAUUUGUCUUAUUUGGUCAGGGGGCACUACGAUGAAGACUUUAAUAAAGAAGUGUACAGUGCGCCUUUGGUGAAAGUGGAGGAGCUGCAGCAGGGUGGCAGUUUGCAGGGUUCAGGACCGUUCAGGGUGCAGUACUCUAGCAGGGACAGUUUCAAGGUUUUAGCCAGGAAUUUGGGCGUGAUGGACGACUUAAAGUCUGGCGUUCCACGUGCCGGUUACAGGGGUGUGGUCAGCUUUCUCUCGCGCGGUCGAAGGGUUUAUUUGGCACCCCCUGAGGGCUGGACAAAAUAUGACACAAGCUGGAGCUGAAGGAUCUCGUACGGAACGUGAACUGAGUGUCAGAACCAUGCAAGAGGAGAUGAUUGUCCUCUUAAACCAAAGAAAACAUGCAUGGUAGAGAUGGGAAUGCACGGUCAAAAUGUGAGCGAUUUUAUGAAGGAAGGCAGCUUCGGUCUGUUCUGAAGAUUCACCUGCCAUUCACACUAGCAAGCGACAACACCUCGGUCACUUGUGGUGGCGUGUAGCGACUGCCACCGAUAUCACCUUUCGGGUGCGCACUGGCUGCGUUUUUAUUAUUUUUUUAACUACUGUUAUAAGAUGCGGUAGUCUUUCAUUUUCUUCACUCUUUUAGCACCAAAGGCUAUCGAAAGGGAACUGAGCACUGGUCCGAAACCUAGUGUGAGACCAGCGAUUCUAGGGAAACUUCAUUUGCGUUUCAGUGCACCAUGGGUAAUUUGGAUAGAAUCGAAAAUUUCGAAUUCAAAUGUCACAGAGUGCGGCUCGACGUCACGCAGCUUUUCAUAGAAAAUCGAUAUCCGGCUGUCGCUUUCGUCACUUGCUAGUGUGGACACGUUUAGGGUUAAACACCCAGUUGUACUGGGAACAACAACAACAACAAUCCCUCAUGCACAUACAGCAGUCGUAUUCAGAAAAGACCCAAAGUGAAAAGUAUUACCGUUUCCAUGCCAACGAAGGCUUGACAUCAUCACUGCUAAAUUGUAUAGUUUCAGACUGACUAUCAUAAAAGAUCUCUCACUCAAUGAACCCAGUGAGAGUUGUUUUUUUUUUUUUUUAUUAUUAUUAUUAUUAUUUUUAAAUGAUUUACUGAUAUUGUUCGAAUGAAGUAAUGAAUGAAGGUAUAAAUGUCGUUUAACCUGACUGAUGCAUUCAGACAAAAGCAGAUUUGACCUACCUUUUAAAGGAGCACUACUUUUGGCAAAGUUCCCACAUGUGAAGUACCAAAACGUCUGCUGAAGUACUUGAACGCUGCUUCGUUCUCGAUAAUUUGGGAGCACUUUCAAUACGUUUAGUCCGAGAUGUCCUAAAUGUUGGGUUUGUUGCAGAACCGGUGACCACAGACAACUUGCUUUCCGUGUCGUGUCAAACGCAGUCGUUUCAGUGGAUCCAAGUGGACUGGACAAGAGGACGGAUCGAAUCUAAUUUAAAAAAUAUGCUGUAUUCGUGGGAAGGUUUGAAAUGUCCUAAUGUCUGUGUGACAAAGUAUAAAACCACUGCCUGAUGUGUUGUUUAUAAAAAAUUUAAUACAUUGAUAAUAAAUGACUAUUUUGAUA